This is a messenger RNA of Meira miltonrushii, 548 nucleotides long. RefSeq names its product RNA polymerase Rpb6. Gene Ontology annotation, cellular component: RNA polymerase I complex; RNA polymerase III complex; RNA polymerase II, core complex. The annotation marks the transcript as partial. Gene Ontology annotation, biological process: DNA-templated transcription. The record is from RefSeq and is a predicted model, not a curated record. Gene Ontology annotation, molecular function: DNA-directed RNA polymerase activity; DNA binding. The transcript has a single exon. NCBI's taxonomy places the organism in Eukaryota, Fungi, Basidiomycota, Exobasidiomycetes, Exobasidiales, Brachybasidiaceae.
AUUUGCAUUGCUUGUCACCCUCAAAAAAUUGCCUGGUGUCACAACUUAAGUUAUCAUGUCCGAUCACGAAGAUGCAGGUGAAGGAGGUGGUGCUCAAGAGUAAGUUUGCCUACAUUUUGCUGCAGAAAGGGCAAAACAAAUACUGAUUGCUUUCCCCAUUGUCUCAGCUUUUACGAUGACGCACUCGAUCAAGAAGAUACCUAUGAUGCAGAAGCAGAGCUAUUGGCAGGCGAAGAAGAAGUGAUUGUAGAUGGAAAUGAUGGAAGCCACAGAACAGGAGAGGUACCCAACGCCGAACGAAUGACGACACCUUAUAUGACCAAAUAUGAACGUGCAAGGAUUCUUGGAACAAGAGCGUUACAGAUCAGUAUGAAUGCACCACCACUUGUUCCUAUCGAAGGAGAGACUGAUCCUCUACAAAUUGCAAUGAAGGAAUUAGCAGCAAAAAAGAUUCCAUUAAUCGUUCGUAGAACUCUGCCUGAUGGAUCUUACGAGCUAUGGAAAGUGUCAGAAUUGAUCAUCAAUGAAUGAUUAGCAAUUGUUCGGGG